Messenger RNA from Rhagoletis zephyria (snowberry fruit fly), 2121 nucleotides. RefSeq names its product integrin linked kinase (gene Ilk). Lineage: Eukaryota; Metazoa; Arthropoda; Insecta; Diptera; Tephritidae. Gene Ontology annotation, cellular component: focal adhesion; stress fiber. Gene Ontology annotation, biological process: cell-matrix adhesion; protein phosphorylation; substrate adhesion-dependent cell spreading. Gene Ontology annotation, molecular function: ATP binding; protein kinase activity; protein binding. The record is from RefSeq and is a predicted model, not a curated record.
GUCUGUCCCUGUUCUGACAUUCAUCAUUCCUAAAUUCGCCUCCUUUGCAACCAAUCUGUUGAAUUUCUUUAGUAAUUUGUUAAAAAAAAAGCGCUUUAAAAUAUAUUUUUUCGUGUUAUUAAUACCUGAUUCGAAUUUUGUGCACUUAUAUUGCUUUAAAAAUUAAAAUACAGACUUUUGUGCCGAAAAAUGGAGGAUAUAUUUCAUUGGUGUCGUGAGGGAAACUCGAUACAAGUGCGUCUGUGGCUGGAAGAUACGGGCAAUGAUAUGAAUUUGGGUGAUGAUCAUGGCUUCAGUCCUCUUCACUGGUGCGCCAAAGAGGGUCACACAAAAUUAGUAGAAACUCUAAUACAACGUGGAGCACGCGUUAAUGCCACCAACAUGGGCGAUGAUAUUCCGCUACAUCUGGCUGCGGCACAUGGACAUCGUGACAUUGUGCAAUUGCUAAUUCGCGAGCGCUCUGAUGUCAAUGCUGUAAACGAGCACGGCAAUACACCACUGCAUUACGCUUGCUUCUGGGGCUAUGAUAUGAUUUGCGAAGACUUAGUAAAUGCUGGCGCACUCGUUUCCAUCGCCAACAAGGACAAUGAUACACCAUUGGAUAAAGCAAAGGCUGGUUUGUCAAAGCGUUUGCACGACUUAGCUGAACGUAACGGUCAUGAUAUUAAAAAGAUAAGCUUUAAGGAGCAAAGUUGGUUGGGUACGAAAACCCGUUCACGCGAUGCAACACUCUCCCGUUUUAAGGGUAUCAGUUUGGGUGAAUUAGAUUUACACACGAAAAUUGCAGUAACCCCAUCUGGCGAGACAUGGCGUGGACGUUGGCAAAAGAAUGAUGUUAUUGCAAAGAUCUUAGCCGUUCGCCAGUGCACUUCACGUAUAUCGCGUGAUUUUAAUGAAGAGUUUCCUAAGCUCCGCAUUUUCUCACAUCCAAAUAUACUGCCAAUAAUUGGUGCUUGCAAUCAGCCGCCAAAUCUAAUUACAAUUAGCCAAUUUAUGACACGUGGUUCGCUCUUUAAUUUGCUGCAUCGUGCUACUGGCAUUGUUGUGGAUACAGCGCAAGCAGUGCGUUGCGCCUUGGAUAUAGCGCGUGGUAUGGCAUAUCUACAUUCGUUAGAGCGCAUCAUACCAACGUAUCACCUUAACAGUCAUCACGUUAUGAUCGAUGAUGACCUAACGGCACGCAUAAAUAUGGGUGAUGCAAAGUUCUCCUUCCAAGAGAAAGGCCGCAUGUAUCAACCUGCUUGGAUGUCACCGGAAGCAUUGCAGCGCAAACCGGCGGAUCGCAAUUGGGAAGCGUGUGAUAUGUGGAGUUUUGCAAUAAUUCUAUGGGAGUUAACUACACGUGAAGUGCCUUUCGCAGAAUGGUCGCCGAUGGAGUGCGGCAUGAAAAUUGCAUUGGAGGGGCUGCGUAUUAAAAUACCUCCAGGAACUUCGUCACAUAUGGCUAAAUUGAUAACGAUUUGCAUGAAUGAGGAUGCUGGCAAGCGACCGAAAUUCGAUAUGGUCAUACCGAUUUUGGAUAAAAUGAAACGCUAGGAAGGCGAGGAGUUUAAUGAAAGUGCCUGCAAUGCGUUAAAAACAAAAUUUGCGAAAUACGAAAAUAUUGCCAAGUUAAAUUACAAAGUACUGAAAACAGUGCCUGAAUCGUUUAAAUUUUUGUUGAACGAAAAAUAAAAUUUUAAUUAGUUAUGUACAUAUAUGCAUACUACUAAAGUAACUGCACAAAGGAUAUUGUAACUUGUAAUGUUUUUUAGCAAUUUAUACGCACGAAUUUACACUUCUGAUCUGAAAAUGUUUCGUAUUUAUACAAUGUGUAUUUUUGUAUAACCGUAGUCAAAUCGCAGAUGUCGCAUGUUAAAUAUUUAAGUAAUUUUUAGUGAAUUCUUGUUUUAACUUUUAAACUUCACUGUCUACUACCCACCUAAAUAUUUAAGCAUAACAAAUCUAUUUAUUUUUAAAUGUUUGUGAAUAUACUAAUGUGCUGUUUUAUAUGGCAAAUUUAUUAUAUUUUAAUGCGAGGCAUUUUUUCGGUGCUCUUAACCACAUUUGUAUUUCAUUAAACUAUUUUAAAUGUCUUUUAAUGCACAUACGUAUGUGCAUAAAAUAUGUAUUUCUAACUGU